AGAGGCCGAAGCCAAGGCGAUGCCCGGGAAGCUGAAGGUGAAAAUCGUGGCCGGGCGCCAUUUGCCAGUGAUGGACCGUGCUAGUGACCUGACUGAUGCCUUCGUGGAGGUAAAAUUUGGUAAUACCACAUUUAAAACAGAUGUGUACCUCAAGUCACUCAACCCUCAGUGGAACUCAGAAUGGUUUAAAUUUGAGGUGGAUGAUGAAGACUUACAGGAUGAACCUCUACAAAUCACAGUUCUUGACCAUGAUACUUACAGUGCAAAUGAUGCCAUUGGUAAAGUGUACAUUGAUAUUGAUCCAUUACUGUAUAGUGAAGCUGCAACAGUCAUCUCAGGAUGGUUUCCAAUUUAUGAUACCAUACAUGGUAUCCGUGGGGAAAUCAAUGUAGUUGUCAAAGUAGACCUCUUCAAUGAUUUAAAUCGGUUUAGGCAGUCGUCAUGUGGAGUCAAAUUCUUUUGUACAACAUCUAUUCCAAAAUGCUAUAGAGCUGUUGUAAUUCAUGGAUUUGUAGAAGAACUUGUGGUCAAUGAGGACCCAGAAUAUCAAUGGAUUGAUCGAAUUCGCACACCAAGGGCAUCAAAUGAGGCCAGACAGAGGCUGAUUUCUUUAAUGUCAGGUGAACUGCAGAGGAAGAUUGGCUUGAAAGUACUUGAAAUGAGAGGAAAUGCAGUUGUUGGGUACUUACAGUGUUUUGAUCUGGAGGGCGAGUCUGGGUUAGUGGUACGAGCCAUAGGAACAGCGUGUACUCUGGAUAAAUUAAGUAGCCCAGCGGCAUUCCUUCCUGCAUGUAAUUCCCCAUCCAAAGAAAUGAAGGAGAUUCCCUUCAAUGAAGAUCCCAAUCCCAAUACUCACUCAUCAGGACCCUCAACCCCUCUGAAAAACCAAACUUAUUCCUUUUCACCUUCCAAGUCCUACAGUCGACAGUCCUCUUCUUCUGACACAGAUUUGAGUUUGACACCCAAAACUGGAAUGGGAAGUGGUAGUGCUGGAAAAGAAGGGGGGCCAUUUAAAGCUCUUUUAAGACAACAGACUCAGUCAGCAUUGGAACAGAGGGAAUUUCCAUUUUUUACCUUGACGGCUUUUCCUCCUGGAUUUCUUGUACACGUUGGGGGUGUUGUUAGCGCACGUUCUGUGAAGCUUUUGGAUCGUAUUCACAAUCCUGAUGAACCAGAAACUCGAGAUGCAUGGUGGGCAGAAAUCAGACAAGAAAUAAAAUCACACGCUAAAGCAUUAGGCUGUCAUGCUGUAGUGGGCUACAGUGAAUCAACUAGCAUCUGUGAAGAGGUCUGCAUUUUAUCUGCAUCUGGCACGGCGGCUGUACUGAACCCUAGAUUUCUUCAGGAUGGCACCGUGGAGGGCUAUUUGGAACAGAGGCUUGAAGAAAAUUUGCCUACAGGUUGUGGAUUUUGCCAUAUACCAUAUGAUGAACUGAAUAUGCCAUUUCCAGCUCAUCUUACAUAUUGCUAUAACUGCAGGAAACAAAAAGUUCCUGAUGUUCUCUUUACAACUAUAGACCUCCCAACAGAUGCAACAGUUAUUGGAAAAGGUUGUCUUAUUCAAGCAAGAUUAUGUCGCUUAAAAAAGAAAGCCCAAGCAGAAGCAAAUGCUACAGCUAUCAGUAAUCUCUUGCCAUUUAUGGAAUAUGAAGUGCAUACUCAGCUAAUGAAUAAACUAAAACUCAAAGGAAUGAAUGCUUUGUUUGGACUAAGAAUUCAGAUUACAGUGGGUGAAAAUAUGUUGAUGGGCUUAGCGUCUGCCACAGGUGUGUACUUAGCAGCUUUACCAACUCCUGGUGGUAUUCAGAUCGCUGGGAAGACUCCCAACGAUGGCUCAUAUGAACAGCACAUCUCCCACAUGCAGAAGAAGAUAAAUGACACAAUUGCCAAGAACAAAGAGUUAUAUGAAAUCAAUCCUCCAGAAUUAUCUGAAGAGAUUAUAGGAUCACCCAUCCCAGAACCUAGACAACGCUCAAGACUAUUAAGAUCUCAGUCAGAAAGCUCUGAUGAAGUUACAGAAUUGGACCUUUCACAUGGGAAAAAAGAUGCUUUUGUUUUGGAGAUUGAUGACACAGAUGCCAUGGAAGAUGUGCAUUCUCUACUUACUGAUGUUCCUCCUCCUUCAGGCUUUUAUAGUUGCAAUACAGAAAUUAUGCCUGGUAUAAAUAAUUGGACGUCUGAAAUACAGAUGUUCACUUCAGUAAGAGUAAUCAGAUUAAGCAGCCUUAACUUGACUAAUCAAGCCCUCAAUAAGAACUUUAAUGAUCUCUGUGAAAACUUGCUCAAGAGCCUGUAUUUUAAACUACGAUCUAUGAUCCCCUGCUGUCUUUGCCAUGUAAAUUUUACAGUAUCUCUGCCUGAAGAUGAGUUAAUUCAGGUUACAGUUACAGCAGUUGCAAUAACUUUUGACAAAAAUCAGGCUUUACAGACCACAAAAACACACGUUGAAAAAUCAUUGCAAAGAGCCUCUACAGAUAAUGAGGAACUUCUGCAGUUUCCACUGGAACUAUGUUCAGAUUCACUUCCUUCUCAUCCUUUUCCACCGGCUAAAGCUGUGACAGUUGAAAAAGCAAGUCCACUGGGUGAAGGAAAUUUCCGGAAUCGUUCUGCUCCAUCUUGUGCAAAUUCCACAGUUGGGGUUGUUAAGAUGACACCUCUUUCUUUCAUUCCUGGUGCAAAAAUAACUAAAUAUCUUGGAAUAAUUAACAUGUUUUUUAUUCGGGAAACGACAUCUCUUCGUGAGGAAGGAGGAGUCAGUGGUUUUCUCCAUGCUUUUAUUGCUGAAGUGUUUGCAAUGGUGAGAGCUCAUGUUGCUGCAUUAGGAGGGAAUGCUGUUGUCUCCUACAUAAUGAAACAGUGUGUCUUCAUGGAGAAUCCAAAUAAAAACCAGGCACAAUGUCUUAUAAAUGUAAGUGGUGAUGCGGUUGUUUUUGUUCGUGAAUCUGACUUGGAAGUGGUGUCAGCUCAGCAACCUACUGUCAAUUGCCAGCCAUCAUGUACUGAAGAAGUUACAACCUGAAGAAAAAAAAAAGAGCUCAACUAAUGAAAUUCAUCUGUUUCCAUUGUUUUGUCAUUGAUUACUUUUGUAGACUCAAAAUUGAACUUAAUUUGAGAUAAUUCAGAAAGAAUUGAGUAGAUUUGAUUUGUCUGGAAUCUCUAGGAGGCAUGAGAAUGUUCUAACCUUGAGGCUUUGUUUGCCUAGUCUACACAGACAGGCCUUGUGUAAUCUUGACCCUUCAGUAGGUUAAGAUAAAUUUGUACAAGAAGUGUAGCAAAGAUAGAACUAUUUUAAUUUAUGUUGAUUUUAAUAAAAUCAAUUUAAAUAAUGCAAUGGGAAGAAGAUCAAGAAACUCUACCGUGAUAUAAUUUAGAAAAAACUCAGCAAGUGAUUCACUGAUUGUUAAUGCAUAAGUAAUCUGAUUCGAGAAAUAUGUGGGAACAAUGAAGAAAUGUUUUCAGAAAACUUUGAGUUUCUUACCAUGUUUUAUUUUGAUGAAUUUGGUGACAAUUGAAAAGAAAAAGUGUUUCAGCCAUCUUUUAACAAGAAGUUAGGAUUCUGUAACUUGUUUCUGUAAUGCAUCCUAACUACUGUAAAAGAAAAAGCUGGUGUCCUUUAAUUCAAAGUUUUAAUAAUAUUACUAGGGAGGGAGGAGAAAAAUUAUAUAGUUAUAUAACUGGCCACAUUUGAGUUAGUAUUUAUUUUGUCUAGACAAGGCUUGACUUCAGCUGGGAAGAAAAUGUUGGUGAAUUUUGUUGAAGCAGUAAAGAUACAUUGAUCUAGUAGAAACAAAAUUAUUUUUUAAUAAAAUUAUAUUCACUCCUAAUAAAUGGGAUUUUAGUAAUAUCUUUGGGAAUUUUUUAUGGUGAGUUAGACUGUUCUUGGCAUAGAAUGUGGAAAUGUAACUUGAAUGUAAAUAUGCUGCAAAGGGUCGAAUGUAUACAUAGAAGUACUUUUUCUGUCAAUGCCAAUGCCCAUUGUAAACGAACCUUAAAUAUUACAUUCCUCCUUUGCACAACAAAAUUUCUUUAUAAAACUCAUGAUUUUGUUUCCCCAGGACAACAAACUGCCCUUAAGAAUCAUGUCUUUGUUACCACAGGUGUCAAUAUUUUUCUGUAUUUUGUUUAUAAUUUUAUUUUUUAAAUAAAAUGUUUA
Molecule: messenger RNA, 4153 nt
Organism: Carlito syrichta (Philippine tarsier)
Lineage: Eukaryota; Metazoa; Chordata; Mammalia; Primates; Tarsiidae
Gene: C2CD5
Product: C2 calcium dependent domain containing 5
Exons: 24
Coding region: 20-3019 (999 amino acids)
Biological process (GO): positive regulation of D-glucose transmembrane transport; intracellular protein transmembrane transport; positive regulation of protein targeting to membrane
Cellular component (GO): plasma membrane
Molecular function (GO): calcium ion binding; calcium-dependent phospholipid binding
Source: RefSeq, a predicted model, not a curated record